Molecule: messenger RNA, 1174 nt
Organism: Lampris incognitus (smalleye Pacific opah)
Lineage: Eukaryota; Metazoa; Chordata; Actinopteri; Lampriformes; Lampridae
Product: hatching enzyme 1.2-like
Exons: 9
Coding region: 41-865 (274 amino acids)
Biological process (GO): proteolysis
Molecular function (GO): zinc ion binding; metalloendopeptidase activity
Source: RefSeq, a predicted model, not a curated record
CCUCCACUGAACACGGGAAACCGGGCGACACUUUAAGGCCAUGUUCUCUGAGUGGCAGGAGUGUACAGUUAUUAACACUGUGCACGUCAUCAUGGCUGCCCUGAAGUACGUGCUGGGUCUUCUGGCCCUCCUUGUGGUGUCUGCCUGGGCGGAGGAGGAGGAGUUGUCGGUCGGUGAGCUUCUGUGGGAGGCGAACAAGGAUGUUGAGCACACUGAGGAUGAGCCCUACGUUGUGGAUGACAUUGCUUAUGACAACGAGAUGGAGAGGAACGCUGACCCUUGCACCUCCCGCGGAUGCAUGUGGUCCAAGUCCGCCGACGGCAAUGUCUACGUGCCCUACGCUAUUGCUAACCAGUACUCCUCCCGCGAGCUGUCAAUCAUUGAGCGCGGACUGCAGUCCUUCAGCAGCAUCUCCUGCAUCCGCUUUGUCAAGCGCACCGGCCAGAGAGACUACCUCAGCAUCCAGUCCCUCAACGGAUGCUACUCUUUCGUUGGUCGCCGUGGUUACGCCCAGACCGUGUCCCUGAGCCGCAGCGGAUGCAUCUACCACAACACCGUCCAGCACGAGCUGCUCCACGCCCUGGGCUUCAACCACGAGCAGACCCGCUCUGACAGGGACAACCACAUCCGCGUCCUCCUGCAGAAUGUCCAGUCUGGCAUGGAGCACAACUUCGAUAAGAUCAACACCCUGAACCAGGGAACCCCUUACGACUACAAUUCUGUCAUGCAGUACCACAGGUACGCAUUCUCCAAGAACAACAAGCCUACCAUGGUGCCCAUCCCCAACCAGAAUGUUGAGAUUGGCAAGGCCACCCAGAUGAGCAAGAACGACAUCAUCAGGCUCAACAGGCUGUACAAGUGUUAAAGUAUUACCAAGACAACCCUGAAGAUCCACAGACUGAAAAAAUGCAGAGGACCAACCACACUGUAAUGCAUUUCUAGGGUUGUUUCCCCUCAUUUUAACGAGAGUUAACGUUCUGCUUUGAAUGCCACCAAUAAACCUUAAGCAGAACACCAAAGACUCGCUUGUUGUGUGUCUCAAAAUGUCACCAAAUUUCAAAGCAGCUUUGCUUUAGAUUCUGUAGCCUGACCAUUGCUCCUGUAAAACAAGGAAGAGGGUGCUUUGCUUUUCAAGCUGAGGACCGGAGUGUGAAUAAAUGAUAAUCAUUCCAAA